UAGCGACUCUUUUAGGCUUCCAAUCACAGAGAAUCAGUCAUUGGGAAUAAAAAUAAGUAAAAAUCUAAUAUUCAGGUAAAGUGACAGUGUGCACAUUGACUGACCUCAGAGCUGUGUGACUUCUGUAUGAGCUGAUCAGACAUUACUCUCCUGUCAAAGGCAGAUACAUGGAUAUAUUGGCUGAUAAUAAAGUUCAGCAAAAAUCAAACAUUUUCCAACUGAGUUCAGGUAAUUUUCUUUAUAACAACCAAAAUAAUAAUAAAAAAAAAAAAAUAUUAUUUUUAAUAUGUGGUGCUUAAAAACUAAAUGCUACUUCUCUGCAUUUAGUCUGGAUUUUGGGGACACAAAGCAGACCUGUCCAAAUCAAAAAAACUUCCAUGAAUUAUAUAAUUGACUAACAACCUCGAGAUCUCACUAAAACAAACGUAUAAUAUCUUCAUACGAACAUAUAGAGACACAAAAAUGACUGUAAUAAUCUUAAAGUAAACGUGUUGUUCUUGUUGUAGAUAUGUGGUUUCCAGCAGACAGUGAUCUCUCCUGUCCAUGUGCUCUCUAACUGAUCCCAGAGCAGCUGAGUGUGCUGGAUAAUCUGCUCUAAUCUGAGUUAAUCCGUCCCCUCCCCCUCCUCUGUGUCCUGGCUUGGCUCGCUCUCUCUCGCUCCCCUCAGUCUGUUCUGACCUGCAGGGAUGAAGGCUGCGGCUCCAGGAGGAUUCCUGGUGCUGCCGUGGCCCGGCGGCAGCUCGGACCCGGAGCCGGAGCCGGUGGAGGAGGGCCGCGGCGGGCUGAUGCUGAGGUGCGGAGCUCUGCUGGGACUCACUCUGAUCUGUGUGGCGGUGUUGAGGAAGUGGAUUGCAGGUGGAGUGUGUCGCUGCUCAGCUCGCCUGGAUGGAAAGACGGUUCUGAUCACCGGAGCGAACACCGGCAUCGGCAAAGAGACCAGCAGAGACAUGGCACGCAGAGGUCAGACUUUAUUACCCACAUUGUGGGGACCACUGUUUACAUGGUGCCAUUGUGGGGACGUGUGAGUGUUUACACAGUUAAAAUGUGGGGACUAAUGCUGCCUUCACGUGCUCCUCGGAAAUAUCGUAUUUACGAGUUACAAGCACACAA
This is a messenger RNA of Plectropomus leopardus (leopard coralgrouper), 1110 nucleotides long. The record is from RefSeq and is a predicted model, not a curated record. Lineage: Eukaryota; Metazoa; Chordata; Actinopteri; Perciformes; Serranidae.